AUGGAGGCACAGGGAGGGGCAGGGAGCCCAGAGCCCAACAAAGAUAUCCAGAAGCUGCUGAAGCCGCCCAGCUCAGGCGACCUAUCUAAAGAGCUGUUCCAACACCCAUCAGGGGAGGAAGAGGGCAGUCUGUCGGGACACACUGCUAGCCUGCUGCACAUCAGUGAGAAAAGACAGCCUCUGAGCAGCGUGUCUUCUUUAGAGGUGCACUUUGACCUGCUGGAUCUGACUGAGCUGACUGAUAUGUCUGAUCAAGAACUGGCUGAAGUCUUUGCCGACUCAGACGACGAAAACCACGAGUCCCCGGCAGGAUCCCACCAUCAUGCACUGCCUCGGGCCGGGUACAUGCGCUCGCCCUCGUGGACGCGCUGCAGCAGAGUCGAGCCCCCCAGAGAAAGAAAGCACCACAGUGACUCAGACACCGCAGAGCCUUUAAUGAAGCUGGAGAGGCCAAAGCAGCCGUGA
Menidia menidia (Atlantic silverside) is the source of this 465-nucleotide messenger RNA. The record is from the annotation of a GenBank genome assembly. NCBI's taxonomy places the organism in Eukaryota, Metazoa, Chordata, Actinopteri, Atheriniformes, Atherinopsidae.